UUUUAAUACUUAAACAUCUUCCUGCAACAACCUGCUUUAGUCUUCAGGUCCUUCAUUCCCAUUCUACUACUGCAGACAGAAACAGCUAAUCAGCCCACAUAAAGAAUCAUGGUCCAGGCUAAGUCGUGGGUUCUGGAUAAGCACUUCGAUGGCUUCCCAAAGAACAGCGACUUUAAGCUUAAGGUGGAGAAGCUCCCUGAGCUAAAAAAUGGAGAGGUUCUUUUAGAGGCAGUUUUUCUCAGUGUGGAUCCAUACAUGAGACCGUUCAGUAAACUCUACAUGAAGGAAGGAGACGUCAUGAUUGGAACUCAAGUGGCAAAAGUGAUCCAAAGUAAAAACUCCACCUUCCCCGUGGGAAGCCAUGUGGUGACUUCUUGUGGUUGGACGACCCAUUCCAUCUCAGAUGGGAAGGAGCUCACUCCUGUCAUGGCGGACUGGCCUAAAGAUGUCCCUCUGUCACUGGCACUGGGAGCCAUCGGCAUGCCAGGACUCACUGCUCUGCAUGGGUUGGAAGAUGUUCUGGGUCUGAAGGAAGGUGAAACCCUGCUGGUGAACGCUGCAGCUGGAGCUGUGGGCUCUGUGGUGGGACAGAUUGCUAAAAUCAAGGGCUGUAAGGUGGUGGGGUCAGCAGGGUCGGAGGCAAAAGUGGCGUUCCUGAAAGAGCUGGGGUUUGAUGAAGCCUUCAACUACAAAACUAUCACUUCUCUGGAGGAGGCUCUGAGGAAGGCUUCUCCUGAUGGAUACGACUGCUUCUUUGAAAAUGUUGGGGGAGAUUUUUCAUAUGUUGCUUUCCAGCAAAUGAAGUAUUUUGGAAGAGUAGCCGUGUGUGGAAGCAUCUCUAUGUACAACGAUGCUACACCUCAGAUAGGACCAUUCCCUCAUUUGGCCAUAAUGUGGAAAGAGCUGAAAGUAGAGGGCUUCAUGCAGAGCAGAUGGAAAGAUAGACAUCCAGAAAGCCUCAGGAGACUGAUGGGGUGGUACAGAGAGGGUAAACUGCAGUGUCGGGAGCACGUCACCAAAGGCUUUGAAAACAUGCCAGAGGCUUUUAUGGGGAUGCUGCAGGGAGACAACACCGGCAAAGCCAUCAUUGCUGUUUAAUGUGCUCUUUUUUUUAACAAUUUAAGAUGUCACAGGUUAAAUUCAACAUGUUCUGAACAAAAAAUAAACAUUUUUCAGAAAAACACACACCUGUACCAGUAGUAAUGCAUGCAUGACAGUCAAUGAAACAAAGAAUUAAAAAUUCUUUACAAACAACAUUUUUCAGAAAUGUCCUUGUAAUUUUGCUUUCUUUGUGUUUGCUUCACUAAUAAAGUUAGAAUUGAUCGUUUU
Oryzias melastigma (Indian medaka) is the source of this 1329-nucleotide messenger RNA. Its product is annotated as prostaglandin reductase 1. Bases 109 to 1098 code for a protein of 329 amino acids. Gene Ontology annotation, molecular function: 2-alkenal reductase [NAD(P)H] activity; 15-oxoprostaglandin 13-reductase [NAD(P)+] activity. Gene Ontology annotation, biological process: prostaglandin metabolic process. The transcript is spliced from 9 exons. NCBI's taxonomy places the organism in Eukaryota, Metazoa, Chordata, Actinopteri, Beloniformes, Adrianichthyidae. The record is from RefSeq and is a predicted model, not a curated record. Gene Ontology annotation, cellular component: cytoplasm.